AUGGAGGUACAUGCGUGGAACAUGAAAAACGGAACGCUUUCGCUAUCUCCUGAACAGCAGCAGCAGGAUCACCUGUGCUGGUUCACGAAAGAUCGAGUACCGGUGUCACACUCGGACCGCCGACCUCGAAUGCUGUCCUUAGCUGCCACAAUUUUGGUCGGACCUGACUCCGUAGCAGGAGGGGGGAUACAGGGGCUUCUAGUGUUCGCCACUUCCAGCGGAUUGCUUGAUCCAGUCGGUGUGGCAAUCUCCGUGCGCUCCGUGGACUCGGACUCGGCAAUGCCGUUAUCGGAGCCGAGGUUGUCGAGGAAUGCCAGGGCUGUCAGAGCUCAGGGCUUCGUGACCCCAGCUAUAAUGCUCUACCUGCCGCUGCUCGCCAUAUGCGCUACGGCAGCCCAGGCCCGCUCACAGGAGAUCCGGUAUACCCAGCACAAUAUCCACUUCUCCUCCCUCUCUCCGCUGUUUCGAUACACCCCCGCAGAGUCCUGGUCGGCCUCACGCUCAGGCGUGACAUCCGCCACCCCGGGCGCGAAUGUCAGCUUUGACGUCUUUGGCGAGAUAGUCUACUUAUGGGGCAACCAGUCUGGGACUGCACUUGAAAUCACCCCGGACAUCCCUGCCAUCUCCCCUCAUGCCAGCUAUCCGAACUACCACUACGGGAAUUCGGCCUCCAACGUCGUUCCGGCCUUAUUUGACUAUUCGCUUGGUGGCACAGGUGUUCUUCUAGAGUCGAGGCAGGUCUCGCUACAGGUGGCGGCGAACAAUGGGACGGAGGUCACCAAGGGGGCGUAUGUGCGGGUCAGGGAGGUUCAGGUGAUGGCUGUCGUGCCGACUGAUAUGAGCCCGGACGAUCCAUAUCCCGCGGACAAUGCUCAAGUCUACCCUGCGGUCACCUCGCAUUCCGCCCGAAAUCCCUUCUACGCCGACCUGCACCACGCUUGGAACAUUACCACCCUAACCUCUCCUUGGUCCACCUACACAUCCGUCCCUCGGUCCGGUAGCGGAUGGGAGUACGAUCUUACUCCUGAUACCUGGCCACUCAACGCCGUGCUAUCCACUGACGUUGUCGGUGCCCCCCUCCACAUCUCCAUGCCCCGCAAUACCACCAUUCUGCAACUAUACGGGAGCGUCGGUCCCCACAUGGGCAUCUUCGAGCUCCGGCUGGUCCAUCGGCCAAAGGACGGAAUGGUACCAGUCGACGUUGCCAAUCAGGGCUUGGUAUUACGUGUCGACGCUGAGCGGGCAGUAGAGACCAGUAGCGAGCUACUCGCCAUCGCCUGGCUGGAUCCUCGGUUCCACUACGAUGCGGAAAUGUCGCUUGUCGAUGACCGACCGGGCAAGCUGGCGCAGAUCCACGGCAUGGGGUUCAAGACAUACAUGAGGGAUCCUUCCUUGCUGCCGCCUGAUUGGCGCGAGGAGUACAAUGCGAGGUCUGCACGCGGGGCUGAAGGGUUCAGCGCGAGGACGAUCCUCGUGGCCUCUGUACUAGUAAUAGCACUUGUCGCUCUGGCGAUAGUGAUCUAUGGUAUCCGGCGGUGGCGAUCCAGGCAAGAGAAUCCUGAACGAGCUGCGCUUCUAGCGAGUGAAAGGGACAAUGGAGCAUAG
This is a messenger RNA of Dioszegia hungarica, 1605 nucleotides long. RefSeq lists its product as uncharacterized. The coding region runs from base 1 to 1605 and encodes 534 amino acids. The transcript has 6 exons. The record is from RefSeq and is a predicted model, not a curated record. Lineage: Eukaryota; Fungi; Basidiomycota; Tremellomycetes; Tremellales; Bulleribasidiaceae.